GUGGACACUAAGAUGGCUGCCAGUUCCAAGGCACCCAACCCUGUGCAGAGCCUGCAGGAGGAGGCGGUGUGCGCCAUCUGCCUCGAUUACUUCACAGACCCUGUGUCCAUUGGCUGCGGGCACAACUUCUGCCGAAUGUGUGUGACCCGGCUAUGGGGAGGGGAAGAUGAGGAAGGCCGGGUCGAGUUAGACCAGGAGGAGGAGGAAAAUGGAGGAGAAGAGGAGGAAGUGGAGGCUGCGUGGGCCGGUGCGGGCUGGGACACCCCCAUGAGGUAUGAAGACUAUGAGGGCGACUUGGAGGAAGAGGUCGAGGAGGAGGAAGGAGUGUUCUGGACCGGGAACAUGGGCGGGCCCGACUGGGACAACAUGGAUGUGAGGGAGGAGGAGGAGGAGGAGGACGACGACCACAACCAGGACCACAACGACGACCAUGGCCACGACGACGACGACCUGGGGAUGGAGGCUGAGGAGGCCGAAUUAGAAGUGCUGGAGGAGGAUGAGGAAGAGGAGCUGGACCCGCUUCUAGACCCUCGGCAGUGCUUCACGUGCCCCCAGUGCCGGAAGAGCUUUCCCAGCAGGAACUUCCGCCCCAACCUGCAGCUGGCCAACAUGGUGGAGGUGAUUCGGAAGAUGCAACCAGCAGCAGGUUGCGGCAGCCAUGGGAAUGAGCAGGGCAUUUGUCCCCAACACCAAGAGGCCCUGAAGCUCUUCUGUGAGGUGGACGGAGAGGCCAUCUGUGGGCUGUGCCAAGAAUCCAGGAGCCACAAGCAUCACAGCGUGGUGCCAUUGGAGGAGGUGGUGCAGGAGUACAAGGCCAAACUGCAGGUGCAUGUGGAACCUCUAAGGAAGCACCUGGAGGCUGUGCAGAAGAUGAAAGCCAAGGAGGAAAGGCGGGUGACAGAGCUGAAGAUCCAGAUGAAUUCAGAGCUGGCAGCUGUGGCCUCAGAAUUUGGACGGCUGGCAAUGUUUCUGACUAAAGAGGAGGAAAGGCUGGAGCAGCGCCUUCGAGAGAUGCACGAAGCUCAGCUGGGCCUGGCAGAAGCAAUGGCCAAUCUUCUGGCUGAGCGGUCCGCCCAGUUGAGCCGCCUGCUGAACAAGGCCCAGAAACAGAGCCAGCAGGGGGCCCGGCCGCUGCUCCAGGACAUCAAGGAGACUUUCAAUAGGUGUGAAGAGAGAGGGUGGGAGCCCCCAGAGAUCUGGUCCCCUGACCCAUGUCAGCCCCACAGCCAUGACUUCCUGGCAGACACCAUAGUGAGGAAAAUGAGCCGGAUUUUCUGUCAGGCUGUUCGAGUGGACCUGACACUGGACCCCGACACGGCUCACCCGGCCCUGAUGCUGUCUCCUGAUCGCCGGCAGGUGCACCUGGCAGAACGGCAGCAGGAGGUUGCUGACUAUUCCAAGUGUUUCUCGGCCGACUACUGCGUACUGGGGGCCCAGGGCUUCCGCUCUGGCUGGCACUACUGGGAGGUAGAGGUGGGUGGGCAGUGGGGCUGGGCCGUGGGUGUUGCCCGAGAAUUAUCUCAUCAUGAGGAGGUGGGCUCUGGGGAUUCCUCGGGGGGCACCGGGGAUGCCAGUUCUUCCUCUGGCCCUCACCGCCGCCUCCACCUACCCCAUCAGCCCCUGCCCCAGAGGGAAGUGUGGUGUGUGGGCACCAAUGACAACGGUUACCAGGCACAGAGUUUGAGGGAGCAGAUGCUGCUCUGCCCACAUGAGAAACCAUGGCGCUUUGGUGUGUACCUGGACUAUGAGGCUGGGCGCCUGGACUUCUACAAUGCAGACACUCUGGCCCAUGUGCACACCUUUUCAGCUGCCUUUCUGGGUGAGCCUGUCUUCCCUUUCUUCCGGGUGUUCUCCAAGGGUACCCAAAUCAAGCUGUGCCCUUGAUCAGCUUACCACCUGCUGGGGCCCCUCUGGUCAGCACUGGCAGGGCGAGUGGUGGUGGAGGGUGGUCCAAGUUUUGGGGCUAAAAGGCUCCCAAAAUUUUCUGCAUUGCUUCCUGCUCUUCCUUGACCCCAAUUUUCCCCGUAGGAGCUUAAGGAACCUUUCUGGCCUCCAGCUCUGCCUCAUCUGCAUGGGUCCCUGAUAACAGCUGCCUAGUCUUCCCUUCCUGUCCACCCAGGGACCGAGUUUGAGUAGGGGAGGGAAUAUUUAACUUUAUUAACUUCCCUCUACCCAUUCCUGCUUUUCAACCUUCAUACCAGUCCCCAGGCUGGAUUAUUUGGGCAGGACUCACGACUCUCCCCAUUCCAAUUCCAUUUUCUGAUGGAAGUUAUAGCUAUGGAAUUUGGAGGAUUUUUGAGGGGAGGCAGGCUGGGCAAAAGGGAGAGCUGGAUAAUAACAUCUCCUCUAGGGAAGGAAGGAUUCCAAACUUUCUUCUAUCCCAAUUUCUAUCUCCACAGACUGGCCAGAAUUUAGUUUCAGUGAGAUCCAGAGUGGUUGACAUGAUUGAAACCACAUAUCAUUAUAUCCCCCCCAGUAAAUUAUUUUCUCACCCCUUUCCCCAGCAAACCACACCCUACCCUUUUCACUGCCAGACUCUUUUCCCCUUUGUUCACUGGAGUUUCAUGUUUCCAUCCUCUUAUGUCUUCAGUUUCAUUUGAUGAGUUCUGAUGGGGAGCAGGGUUCAGGUCCCUAGGAGAGCCUUGGGUAUAAUCCAGUAAUGGCGAACCUAUGACACGCA
Molecule: messenger RNA, 2680 nt
Organism: Myotis daubentonii (Daubenton's bat)
Lineage: Eukaryota; Metazoa; Chordata; Mammalia; Chiroptera; Vespertilionidae
Product: E3 ubiquitin-protein ligase TRIM41-like
Exons: 1
Coding region: 13-1884 (623 amino acids)
Source: RefSeq, a predicted model, not a curated record